UGUGUGCAAUCAAUUUCGUUCCACGUUACUAACCGUCUCGUUUUCAGAACUGGCCGAGUACUUCACGCUAUCGAACCAAGGCGCGACCGUGACCCUCGCAUUGCAGGACUCUCUUCCGGAAGAAUCCAUACCCUCAAACCGAAUCAUUUUACUUGAGAUACAAGCGUCUGCCCAACAAGCUAUGUCGGCGUUCACCACUAUAGUGCUUGAAGUCAUCCUGGCCGACGACACGGCGCCGCCGCCCACCGCCCUCGUCUUUGACGCAACCUACUAUGUGGGUAGCUACACGGAGAGCGAUGGUCUCGUUUUCAGCACUCCGAUAGCUCUCGCCGAAGGUUUUGAAGUGGAUGUCGAGUUCGGUCUCGAAGGAGAUAGUGCGCAAUGGUUCACAUUAGUGCCGGGCUCUGAUAACACCUACAGCCUAGCACUCUCCAGUCCCAUUCCGGCAGCUGUCGUCGCCAACAAUCAGAAACUCAUCUUCGUCGUCACGGCUCAGAGGUCUGGUGGAGUCGCCGCCCGAGCCACUAUUGUUAUAGCAUUGACUGACGGCAACCCAGAUUCCUCGGUGACUUUCGACAAAGUUUUAUAUGAGGGAAUCGUACAAGGAAGUGUGGUACAACAUGAAGAAAUCACAGUUCAAGGGUACAGCGGAACUAGUGUUACUAUUAUUGGAGCAUACGCUCCGUUAUUCGAAGCGACUCUUUCUGGUGGCUCGGUAGUGGUGACGGCGUCUGGAUCUCUAACGCUUCCUUCUGAUAUCCAAAUUAUUGUCUUGGAGCUUCGAGCGGGAGAUAUAGGAGCUGUUCUAAUCCUUGAAGUCACUGCAACAGUGGCGACAACCGAAGGGACCCCAAAGCCGAAGGGACCCGAGAAACAUAAAAGUUAUUUGUUAUUUUUCUUUGAUUCUAAUAAAAAACGCUUUUACCUGGCCAGUAAACCUCGCAUUGUUUGGUCUAACUAA
Molecule: messenger RNA, 961 nt
Organism: Ostrinia furnacalis (Asian corn borer)
Lineage: Eukaryota; Metazoa; Arthropoda; Insecta; Lepidoptera; Crambidae
Exons: 5
Coding region: 182-961 (259 amino acids)
Source: RefSeq, a predicted model, not a curated record